CACCAGUCUGCCACCAUCCAAGCCAACAGACGCCAACAACUUCUCGCCCCGGCCGGCGCUCGCCCGUUUUUAUAAGGAAAUCGGCUUCACGUGGCGUGACGCCACCCGCCAGCCAGUCCAUCGGCCCAGUGCCGCUCACUUGCUGCUGCCGCUCACUUGCUGCUGCCGCUCGCGCGCGCGCCGCGCCGACCGCUCCGCUCCGCCGGAGCGGGAAUGGACUGGUACGCGUGGCUCUGCAGGGCGGGGCUGCACCCGGACGUGGCGUUCGAGUACGCGCUGGUGUUCGCGCGCAACGAGCUCGGCGCCGCCGACGUGCGCCACAUGGACCACGAGUUCCUCCUCAGCAUGGGCGUCGCCGUCGCCAAGCACCGCCUCGAGAUCCUCAAGCUCGCCAGGAAGGAUCCCUCGUCGUCCUCCUCCUCCCACGGCGGCAGGGCCGCCGUGGCCGCCGCCGGCGCCAUCACCGCGCUGCCGUGGCGCGCCACCAGGCUGCUCGCCGCGGCCGUGCACCGGUCCGCGCGCUCGGCGCUCGGCCGCCUCCGCGCCUCCGUGUCGUCCCGCGCCCGGGACCGGGACCGCGCGGCGGCCGUCCCCGUCCCCGUCCCCGUCCUCGCCACGCCGCGCCUGCCACCUCUGCUGCGGCACCAUCGCGGCGGGAAGGUCGUCGCGCACAGCAGCUGGACCAAGAUCGCGUCGCCCGUGGCGGUCCGUGGCGGCGGCAAGCUGCCGCUGCCGGCGCUGCCGAUGAUGCCGACGCACGUCGUCAGCAGGCCCAUCCUGCUCACCAACAGCCGCGCCGAUAAGUGGCGGAGCAACGGCAACGGCGCGGCGGGCAGGACGCUGCCCGCGCCCGCUGGGUCCAUAGCCGCCUGCCUCAUGAGCACGGACGUCUGCAGCUGCGACGAGGACGACGGCAGCGGCAGCGGCAGCGACGUGGAGGUGGUGGUGGUGGACGUCGGCGAGGAGAUGCGGUGGGAGUCCAUGUUCCAGGAUCUCAAGCCCACUUAGCCGAGACGCGCUCGCCAUCCAGCCGUGUACGUACAGCGAGCGAAGACAACGUGCAUGAUGGGCAGUUGGCCACUGGUCAGUGGUCACUUACCUGCUGCCUGUUACUGUUAUUGCUACUGUCUGUGUAAAUGAGUGUGAAAAAUAAUGCCAUGUGUCAUUCUCUGAAAAUUUGAGCUUGGAAUUAAUCGAUCCAUGUUCACGCA
Messenger RNA from Sorghum bicolor (sorghum), 1211 nucleotides. RefSeq lists its product as uncharacterized. NCBI's taxonomy places the organism in Eukaryota, Viridiplantae, Streptophyta, Magnoliopsida, Poales, Poaceae. The transcript has a single exon. The record is from RefSeq and is a predicted model, not a curated record. The coding region runs from base 214 to 1008 and encodes 264 amino acids.